AUGGCGGGUCUGAGUAGAAAUGGCGUUCGGCCGUUGCUCAAGACUGUCCGCGGGAAACGCCAUGCGACCGACGAUGAUCACGAGCCGACGGCAAAGAGACAGGCGAACAGCGAAGCAGCAGCUCGAAAGCAACAGGAGGAAAUUGACAUUAAUGCUGACCCAAUCUCCUCGGAUGAUGAAUUACGCGCACCUCCGCCCCGAUCAACCAAGCCCGCGAAACCCAGUAUACCCGCAUCGAGUAGCGCAGACACGGAAUUGAAGCGACCACAGAAGCCGGCCGUCAAGAAGAGCACGUCGAUCCGAGCACCAGCAAGAGGGACAUAUCAAAGCAGUCAAGCACAUAAAGCGGGCAACGGUCGAACUGACGACAAGGAGAAUACUCCUACGUCUUCCAAGUCUGCUCCCAGUGGCCCAAUUCAGUGGGGCAUGGAGCAUGUUUCGCAGAAGACGAGCAAAAAUGCCAAAGGAUACGGUUCCAAGACCAAGAACAUACAUGCGGCAGUACCAAAGAAAUUUGGCAAAAGAGCAAUAAUGAGCGCUGCCCCGUCUUACGGAUCACCAAACCAGUCCAAGAGCAAGCAGCCGCCUCCGGACUCGGAAAGCGACUCGGAAGUCUCCAUGUUAGAUGACGAUGAGCUUGAGAAGCUCGCAGAAGAAGUGAAUGGCGCAGAAAUGUCUGAAGACACCGAAUUGCGAAGAGUAGGCAGUAAGCCGAAACGAACACAGACGGAUAGCAAGAACGCUAAAGCCGCUCCUCUGGAUGACGAUGAACUAUCUGAUUCGAAAAACUCUGCAAAAACAGCCCAGCUCUUCAACCAACUCAGCUCCUGGAAAGAGAGCCAAGACAUAUCCUCUUCGCAGCCCGACUCGAGCGCAGCACAGGAACACCUCGACGACGUGAGCAACUACAUUGAGCGGCUGCCUCAAAUCGAAGAAGAAGGCUCACGCUGCACGCUCUGCAACGAAGCCGUCAACACGACCGACUACUGGGCCUUCUGGAAAGGCAAGCCCAAAACCGUAAAGCACAAAUCCGCCUUCUGCCACCUCCACAAGAAGCUCUCCGCGCAGCUCGCCUACGAGCAAGCCGGGUACCCAUGCGUCGACUGGAAAACGCUUCCACGGCGCCUCCGCAGACACAAAGCCACCUUAACCCAGAUCCUGCACAACGAGCGGCCCAGCACCCACCGCGCGCGCUACGAGCCCCUCGCGCUGACAGGCAAAGCCGCCGCCGUGCCCUCAACCCGAACGGACCUGUCCCACGCCAAACAGCAGGAACUAGCUUCCUAUGCGCUCGACGAGCGCGCCGCAUACCCGGGCUACUACGGGCCCCACGGCCGCCGCCUCAUCACAGAAAACAUCAUGGACCUGCUCAAAACAGACAUCAAGGCGUGCGCCGACAGCGUCGUCCAGGCCUCGGGCAUCGCCGCCUUCGUCCAGGCGGUGCUCGUGCCUGAAGCCGCCGUUCUGCUCAUCAUGCAGGACUGCGGUGUCGAUGCGCUGGAGGCCGAGCGCAUUCGAUCAGACACGUAUGAUAUGGGCUUGCUUUUGCACGAGGAGAUUGAGGACGAGGUGCUCAGGAGGCCCGAGGAUGAGACCGAUGAUGAGACGGAAUAUUAG
Messenger RNA from Exserohilum turcica Et28A, 1617 nucleotides. RefSeq lists its product as uncharacterized. The transcript has 2 exons. Bases 1 to 1617 code for a protein of 538 amino acids. The record is from RefSeq and is a predicted model, not a curated record. NCBI's taxonomy places the organism in Eukaryota, Fungi, Ascomycota, Dothideomycetes, Pleosporales, Pleosporaceae.